Messenger RNA from Patella vulgata (common limpet), 5783 nucleotides. RefSeq lists its product as uncharacterized. The transcript is spliced from 28 exons. Lineage: Eukaryota; Metazoa; Mollusca; Gastropoda; Patellidae. Gene Ontology annotation, cellular component: membrane. The coding region runs from base 320 to 4105 and encodes 1261 amino acids. The record is from RefSeq and is a predicted model, not a curated record. Gene Ontology annotation, molecular function: G protein-coupled receptor activity.
UCUUGAUGUUGGCCGAGAAAGCUCCUAGAGAUUUUACCGUCGUAGUUGUCCCCAUGUCAGCAGUACCUUGAUGGACGACCUGACAGGGCAGUAUCUAGUUGUUCGCAUGGGACGUGCAUGAAGAACGCCCUUGACAAUUGAAAUUCAAAUAAGAAUAGGCAGAGGCACCAAUUUCCCUGACAUGACACACUGUAUGGCUUUUGCCCGUCGUCAUUAGCCAGUCGGUGGAGAAAGCAUUUCUAAGCUCGGGCGGUCCUUGAUAACCAUAUUAACUUAUAUUUUGUCAACAGAUGUUACAUUGGUAGGAGGCUCCAAUGCUAUGGAAGGACGAGUGAUGGUAUGGCGCAACGGUUCAUUUAAAGGAGUUUGCCGUGAUGGUUUUGGACAAGAAGAAGCUCGUGUAGCGUGCCGUAAUUUAGGAUUUAACAAUGAUGGUGGUGAUCCUGAUAUUAAUGUUGAUUUUGGUAAAGGGUCAGGCCCUGCUCUGGUAUCUAAUUUUAAUUGUAAAGGAAAUGAGUCAUCUUUAUCCAACUGCAAACAUCCAGAUUUUAGAAUCGGAGAAUGCAGUAGUGCACCUGAUGCCUCGGUCGUUUGUAAAUUUGUUACGUUGCGACUAGUAAAUGGAUCAGGAUCACAUGAAGGAAGAGUUGAGGUGUUUGAUAGAAGAGAAUGGAAAACAGUUUGUGACAGAUUCUGGGACGAUAAAGGAGCAUCUGUUGUUUGUAGACAACUAGGAUAUAGUGGGACAGGAGCAAUAAGUAAACACAGAGCCUACUUUGGAGAGGGACGUGGGAAUAUAGUAGCCUGGGUAUACUGUACUGGACGUGAAGAGUAUUUAACUGAAUGUAGAUAUAGUCGUUAUUCUGUUGGCGGGUGUUCUCAUACUGGAGACGCGUCUGUAAUAUGUAAUGAUGUUACAUUGAUAGGAGGCUCCAAUGCUAUGGAAGGACGAGUGAUGGUAUGGCACAACGGUUCAUUUAAAGGAGUUUGCCGUGAUGGUUUUGGACAAGAAGAAGCUCGUGUAGCGUGCCGUAAUUUAGGAUUUAACAAUGAUGGUGGUGAUCCUGAUAUUAAUGUUGAUUUUGGUAAAGGGUCAGGCCCUGUUCUGGUAUCUAAUAUUAAUUGUAAAGGAAAUGAGUUAUCUCUAAGUGCUUGCAAACAUCCAGCAUUUAGAUUCGGAGAAUGCGGUUGCACACCGGACUUCUCGGUCGUAUGUAAAUUUGUUCCGUUGAGACUAGUAAAUGGAUCAGGACCACAUGAAGGAAGAGUUGAGGUGUUUGAUAAAAGAGAAUGGAAAACAGUUUGUGACGUGGGGUGGCACGAUAAAGAAGAAUCUGUUGUUUGUAGACAACUAGGAUAUAAUGGGACAGGAGCAAUAAGUAAACACAGCGCCUACUUUGGAGAGGGACGUGGGAAUAAAGUAACCUGGGUACGAUGUAAUGGACGUGAAGAGUAUUUUACUGACUGUAGCUAUCAUAUUAGCUCGUGUCCUCAUACUAGAGACGUGUCUGUAAUAUGUAAUGAAACUUCCAAAACUACCACUAGUCCGUUAGCAACUACCAAGACUCUAGAAUCAUCUGCACAAUCUUCUACCAUUUCCCAAGAAAUACCAGUAGGCUCUCCACCAAAUUGCAAACCAGGGGUUCAUGAAUUUGAAUUUUAUAUAAAAGCUGGCAACCUAUCCUUGGACAAUCUGUGUAUGGACAUUGGUUCAUUUGAUAGCAGUUCACUGUGUUCUGACGACGACGAUGCUUUGAUAUUUAGCAUCAAUGAGGAUCCAUUUGGUUUCUUUAAAUUGUUUAAACUCUUAAGGAAUAAACAAAUACUGAAGCCAUGUUUGCGCCUUACAGCGCUAUACCAGAUACAAGAAGCCAAAGCACCGCUUACCAUAAUAGCAAAGGAAGAUUCUUCACAGGGUAGAACAGCAAUCCUAAACAUAUUGAUAACAUUUAAUCGGCCACCAACAGUUGCACAUAGAAUUAUUAACUGGAUUGUAAAUAUUGCUGAACUUGGCGCACUCGAUGUCAUAAAGCAAUCACAAGCACAGGAUUCUGGUAGUAUAACACUCACUUCUGUUAAUUACCAAGAGAAUAGUUUGGUUUCUGCAACCAUCAACAAAAAUAAGCUGCAUCUGCACCAUAGGAAAAUUAGCACUAACUAUGAUAUGCAAAGAAUAAAAUUGCAAGUCAAAAUGUCAGAUGAUGGUAAACCAAGUUUAUCAACAAAUGUAACAGUACAGAUAGUUAUAGUAAGGUUAGAAUGCACUUCAACUAACAAGAUGGCGGUAAAUAUCGGAGAACUUCAGAGUGUUAAAACUCUUCCAAUUGGCCAGAUUAAUUGUGCAGUUUCUAGAGGAUAUUCAGUCCGUUAUGAUGUCAUACACACAGCACUGCAACAAGGACUUGAAUUGAGCUUUCAUGAUGGUAUAGUGAGUAUAAUUCAAGAUGGCGUCACCACGAGUGUGGCUAAAAAAGAAGUCAUCGUUGUUAAUGUGAUAAUGGUUCAGUUCCCGUCUAUACAUGUCAAUGUUAAGUUUCAAUUAGAAUUUGCUUUUUAUGGACUAAUGUGGUUCCAAUCUACGUACAUAUCUUGGACAAGAGAACUAACAGAUAAUUCAACCAUGGAAUACAGAAACCAAGUAAAGAAUGUUACAGACAUGAUAAGUAAAGUUGUAGAUAAAUCAGUUAGCGUGCAUAUAAUACAGUUCAGGCAAGAUUCUUGGGUAGAUGUUCACCUCAUAUGUUCUAACCAAGCCGUUUGUAAAAAGACCGAAUCGUUACUUCUGCACCCUGCUAGUUUUAGUGAUUCUGGGAUUCUCCGUGGGCGAGUCCAUUUUAAUAACAGAAGUAGUCAUAUAUUUGUUCCAACUCUCAAAAUACUGAACAAGGCAAAACACAUCCUGGGUGGCGAUACUGUUAUCAUCUUCUGUGAGGCUGAUGUUAUAAAGCCAGUUGGUUCGGUUUCUGUGGAAUGGACAUUAGAUGGUGCCGUUGUUCGACCUUUGUUGUCAUCAAGAUUCCAAAUCUCGACCGGAUUGGAGUUCCCAUGGCGAUUACAGUCUAAUUUAACAAUUACAAAUAUUAAAAUGAUAGACCAAGGUACAGUACAAUGUCAUAUUAGUGACUUAAGUCGUUAUGGAAAAGUUGGGAGUAUUCCUUUGGCAAUUAUUUUUCCCCCAACUGUCGGUGUUCCAAAAACCCAGUAUGUCAGAUGUGGUAUAAGCAUCAACUUAAAGUGUGAAGUUUUAAAACCAGUCGGUGUAUAUACAACUUUGAUGUGGGUAACGGAUGGGAUUAAUAUACAAAAUGGUUCUGAAUUGAACAGGGUUGUGCCCAGAAAUACCAAUUUAACAUGUAUUGGAUCAAACAUAGCCGGUCGGGGUAAAGGCAACACAACCAAGAUAAUCAUCAUUAAAGGACCGCUAGCCUGUCCACGCGAUACCGAUGAAAGAGGAACCCAUUGGUCGGAAGCGUCACCAGAUGCCACAGCUGAACAGUCUUGCCCAUUGGGAUACGCAGGUAGUGUAUCUAGAUAUUGUACUAGCGAUGGGAAGUGGUUGGCGGCAGAUUACAGUUCAUGUAUUCAAGCAUCAUUGACAACCAUCAUGAAUCAGAUUGAACAGGUAAAAGCUGGAAUUGUUGUUUCCGAACCCGAUAAGUUGCUAGCCAAUCUGUCCAAAAUAACCAAACAAUCUAAAUUAGAGAAGGGCGAAAUUCUUCAUAUGAUAAGUGCUAUGAAAACCCUGACACAAAUUACAAAUGAAACAACCCAAAACUUGCCCUCAGCCCAGAAUAAAACUAAACAUUUUGCUAAGGAAUCAGUAAUACUGGUCAGCGCAUUAUUUGACUCUGAGCAAUCUGAAAAUAUGAAGACACUUGAAUACGAGAAUAGCAGUAUAAUCAAAGAUUUAAUGGAAACGAUGGACAAAGUGAGUAAACUAGUUGGGGAAAAUCUACCGGAUGGAAAUUCUGAGACAUUUCAAUCCGAAAAUAUUGGGUUUGUCUUUUUUCAUCUUUCACUGUGGCCUGAACAAAAAGGUGGGAGGGGGCUUGGCCAUACAUCAUCGACUUCUUUCAGGACCGUCAAGUUCAAGGUCAAUGUCUGAAAAUAUAGGCUGCUUUGCAGGAAGUGACGUAACGGAAAAAAUUGAAACUAAUUCUGGUGCUCCUAAAUAUGGUGAAACAUUUGCGGAUUAAACACUGGGCAAUGAUCUUUCAUCUCCCGUGGUCAUUGAAAUGUAAAUUGGUGUAACCCAAGAAGAAGGGAUGGCCAACUUUUGACAAUAAUACCAUAUUGUAUUCCUAGCUGCAUUCAAAAGACCUGCAAUGGAGCAUGAUAUUGAUGUUAUUGAUGAUUAAUUGCAUGACAUUUUGUUUUUAUUAUUUAAUUAUUCCUAGAAGCCCCCACAAUGCCUCUAUAAAGAAUAUAUAUAAUCCCAUUUAAUUUGAUAUUAUUAGUGUUAUAUAUUUAAGAUAAGCGUUCAAUUUGCUGAAUAUUAUUGAUAUGGUUUUUUUUAAUUCGCCUUUGGCCAAGUUAAUUUGAUUUUAUUUUAUUUAUAUCUAAUAUUGUUAUAUUUUACCUUAUUUUAUAAUACCUUUGAUCAACACAAUGCUUAGGAAAUAUUGAUGUACUGCACCUAAAUAAUCAAGCUGAUCACCAGUGAAUAUUCGCUAGGCCGCGACAAUCACUGAUAAGGAUGACAUCGAUGCGACUUAAUGAGCCACAAAUAUUAACUUUUUUCCUCGGACAAAUUAAAUUCUAAAACAUUUCUUUAUGUAUUAGGAAAAGAAAUAAAGACGUUUGAAGUAUUUGGAUGUAAAAAUUAUUUCCUAUUUAUUGUAAAUGGAUAUUAAAAUGACUAAAAGGCAGCAUUCUGCACGGACCAGUAACGUCAUGUGUAAAGAAUGCACGCGCCAUUGAGCCAAUGAUUGACGUCGCGUGAUGUGAAGUCACGUGUUGAAGGCAGUCACAUUUUACAGAGAUAUUAGAAGACUUUCGUAAUCCUCUGUGAAACAGAUUGCCUGGUUGCUAGAUAAUACGUUAUGUAGAUUUCACUGUACAAAUAUUCUGUACAUUAAUUUGAUUUUAUAAAAUUUAUAUCUAAUAUUGUUUAUAUUUUACUUUAGAUUAUAAAGCUUUGAUCUACAUAUUGCUUUGGAAAAUAUUGAUGUACUGCCCCAAAAUAAUACGUUAUGUAGAUUUCGCUCUACAAAUAUUAUGUAAAUUGUAGAUUACCUUUCUUAAGGAAUCCAUUUGAAAACCCCAAAUAAAUGUAUUUACACAAUUUUAUAAUGUCCAUUCUUGUAAAAAUGGAUAUAUUUAUUAGGGAGUGAAACACUCUGCUUAUUUUUCGGAUUUUCUCAGAGACUAAAAAUGGUCGUUAUAUUCAAUCAAAUAAACAAUAUUGUUGUUCAUCGGUGGGGACGUUUUUUUGACAAAAACUGUAUUUUCAACCUUUAACAAAACUGUCUAUUCGUUAAUUGUUAUGAAUUUUAAUAGUAAGAAGAUAUACGAUCAAUGGAUAUAUAAAAACAAUUUCGGGUUCAUUGUCCCGAAAUAGCCAAUUUCGCAUGAAUCUAAUCAUAAUUUAAGGCUUGGCCAAUGGUUAAUUGCUGUCCAUUUUAUGAACUUGUGCCAUAGGAGUGGUUAUGAAGUUUUUAUUUCUAUAAUAAAUUUAGUCGAUUUUGGUGACCACAUUGAUAUCGUUAUUUUGACAAACACUGUAUAUUUGAUUCGUGAUUGCAAAAUAUAUACAUUAAUAAAGAAUUUAAGUAAAAAAUUGA